Stomoxys calcitrans (stable fly) is the source of this 1882-nucleotide messenger RNA. Its product is annotated as nudC domain-containing protein 1. Lineage: Eukaryota; Metazoa; Arthropoda; Insecta; Diptera; Muscidae. The transcript has 3 exons. The coding region runs from base 84 to 1862 and encodes 592 amino acids. The record is from RefSeq and is a predicted model, not a curated record.
AAAUAUAUUAAAUGUAUUGUCCGCCAAUGGUGAUAGGAAUACAUCUUAGAUUUGUUCAACCUUCUGCAUUUUGUUAACUAGAAAUGUCAAAAAUAGUGGAACUUAGGCAAGAUCGCGCUCUAAUGCGUCCCAAUUUUGAUGGUUAUAAACUUUCUUUAGAGCCUGUGCCGGUAAUUAGACAAGAUUUGACAUCUGCUCCUUUAAAAGCAGAACCAAGUGACGAACAAUAUUCACUUUUACACGUCGAAUUGUUUUCCAUGCAAAAUUUACUCAUUGUUGAUCCUUGGUCGAGAACAGAGUCUUAUUACAUUAAUCGCAAGGGUGAUGUUGUACGAGUCAGCUAUGAUGAAAACAAAGGUAGUCCUAAUCCAAUGCAUAUUGUAUACCGAAUGAAUCAAGAGGAAAAUGAUGAUUCCACCCCGAUUUGGAAAUGUAAGGGACAAUAUAAUACCACAUUUCGUUUUAUUUCGGAAAAAUUUUGUGUCUUAUGUGAUGGAAACAAGAGACUAUUUCUGUUUGAAACUGGAAAUCGUUCAAAAGCUCAAGAAUGGCAAGUUGUAGCCACCACCAAUAUAUAUGGGAGCGACAUAGAACUCGAAGAGAGGGGCUAUGUUAUCUUCGACGCCCGUUUAGAUAUAUUGCAAGAACAAAAGCAGAUUUCACUGGCUCUUGGUCAUGUCCAGAGAGUCGAUUCGUCACAAGCUCGCAGUAGUAGCACACAUUAUAUGUACAUACAUUGGGCCAAAUGGAUCCUUAAGGACCAACAAUGGCAACUAGAAAUUGUGGAUACUUUGGAGUGCAAAGGUUCCAUUUAUUAUUGUGCAUUUGAGCCACGCAGCCAAUCCUUAAUUUUAAGCUCUAAUCGUCCAUGCAUUUGGCGUUCUGCAAAAACAAAUAAACAUACUGAAGGUGAACCCCUUGCAGAAAUGGCUCAACUGCACGAAGGAGACGAGGAGGACAGGACAGAAAUAUCUAGUUAUUCAUGGUCGCAAACCGAUGAUGAUAUAUUGGUAAAAUUCAAUGUAAAACCAGGAAUGGACAAAAACAAUUACCACAUCAAGUGCGUUUCGAACAGAAUAACCGUCAAAUGCAACGACGAAACUUUAUUAGAUAAUGAGCUGAAGGAGAAAAUCGAUCAUGAUUUAACAACAUGGACUAUAGAGAAUAACUUUUUGCAAAUUACUUUAGUUAAACAAGAUUCAGAUAUGUAUUGGAGUUCAUUGCUUGCAAAUGAUUUAGGUCCCAAGGAAAAUACAGAAAAUAACACACAACAAAACUGCCUGCCAUUAGAACAGCAACCUAUAGCAAAUUUAGAGGCUCCAAUAGAAGAUUGCGAUUUCCCUAUGGGGAUUGAAGAGGAUGAAAUAACCAUAUCUCGCUUCAAUUUGCCCACCAAAAGCAUAACACAUUCCGUAAUAAUGGGAUCCAAUCCUCCAUUAUUUACAACGUCUCUCAGACCAGGGUUUCCCUUAGCCAUUGCAACGAGACAGGAUGUUGAUUGUUCUUUGUGGCUACAACAAUAUAAUGUCACAAAACCUGACGAAUGGUCACUAAGGCACGAAGGAAAUUUGCAUGCCUUUGGAUAUAUUCAAGCAUCAAAACAGCAAAAAAAGUUUAUGGACUGUUCUCCAGAUUUGGGCUAUGCUAUUAUCUCUGAAUCGCAUCGUCAUAUAUUUUUAUAUAAAUCGAAGUAUGAUACCGCAAAUGGUUUGAGGAACCGGAAUGGCCCACAGGUGACAAUUGGCAAACAGCAUUUGGUUACUUUAGAUGAUGCAGGUGAAGUUCUUGGUUUAUGUACAGCUAAUAGUACAGCCACUUUGUUAACAGAAAAGUUUAUAAUGUUUAUUCAAAUAGAAAGUUAAUAAAUAUUUGGUACACACUA